AUGGUGGGUGAGACGCUUACUAGUCUAUCAGGGGAAUAUUUUGCUAUCUUGUUAUCGGGCUUUUUAAAGCCACUGGCUUUACCUUGUCGUAGCCGUGGUUCGGAAGCGGCGAGCUUCAGUGCUGCAUCAUAUAGCCUAUCCUCUAAUGAGUGGAGUGGAGAGCUCUGGCCGUCUAAGACAAUACCCAUGGAUUGCCUAGUCCUCGUUCUGCGGAUGAUUAUUUCGGAUGCAUUUACUAAUUCUUCCUUGGUCUUUAAUUUGCUGCGCAGCCUUUUGCUGAUGGGUGGCGAUGAUAGAGGUCUUUCCUCUAGGCUGUCUAUCGUCUUCAUAGGAUAG
Messenger RNA from Protopolystoma xenopodis, 336 nucleotides. NCBI's taxonomy places the organism in Eukaryota, Metazoa, Platyhelminthes, Monogenea, Polystomatidea, Polystomatidae. The record is from the annotation of a GenBank genome assembly.